Lontra canadensis (Northern American river otter) is the source of this 424-nucleotide messenger RNA. RefSeq names its product ral guanine nucleotide dissociation stimulator-like. Gene Ontology annotation, cellular component: plasma membrane. The transcript is spliced from 3 exons. The record is from RefSeq and is a predicted model, not a curated record. Gene Ontology annotation, molecular function: guanyl-nucleotide exchange factor activity. Gene Ontology annotation, biological process: Ras protein signal transduction; positive regulation of GTPase activity. Bases 63 to 395 code for a protein of 110 amino acids. NCBI's taxonomy places the organism in Eukaryota, Metazoa, Chordata, Mammalia, Carnivora, Mustelidae.
AACAGAAGGAGCCUGACCUCCUGGACUUCCCUCCCAAGCUGGUGGCAGAGCAACUCACCUACAUGGAUGUGGAGCUGUUCAAGAAGGUGGUGCCCCAUCAGUGCCUGGGCUCCGUCUGGUCCCGGAGGAACAGGCCUGGCAAAGAGCACCUGGAACCCACAGUCCGAGCCACCAUCACCCAGUUCAAUGCUGUGGCCAGCUGCAUCGUCACCACGUGCCUUGGCAACCCAAGCAUGACAGCCCAGGACAGGGCCAUGGUGGGGGACCACUGGAUCUGGAUGGCCAAGGCCUGUCAGAUUCUAGGGAACUACUCCUCCCUGCAUGCCAUCCUCGCGGCUCUGCAGAGCGUCCCCAUUCACCGCCUGAAGAGGACAUGGGACAACGUUUCCAGGUGAGUAGGCUUCUCUCCAGGGAGGGACCAGGA